Marchantia polymorpha subsp. ruderalis is the source of this 2065-nucleotide messenger RNA. Lineage: Eukaryota; Viridiplantae; Streptophyta; Marchantiopsida; Marchantiales; Marchantiaceae. The record is from the annotation of a GenBank genome assembly.
GGUCGAUGGCCAGAGCUCAGAGGUGCGAAGAGGAGGGGAGAAGUAGCGCUGCUGCUGUUUGGUGGUGGGCAGGGGAGGAGGAGGAGGGACGGAAAGGGAAAGGAAGGGACGGAAGAGCCCGAGCGGCCAAAACGCUCGAAGUAGUCGACGAGAGCUUCUUUUCGUGUGCAGCAUCGCCGUGCCUCGAGUCGCCUCGCCUCGUCUCGCCCCGCCUGAGCCUUGCCUCGCCUUGCGUCGGGUGGGUCGGGUCGGGUUGUCCGGAUCGUAAAUGCUCGAUGAACCGGCGGGGCGUCGAAAGAUCGUGAAUGCCGACGAUUGUGUCUAGGAGGAGGAAAAGAAAGGACGACCUGCUACAGCUGCUGCUGCUGCUGCUGGCGCUGGAGGCUUGCUCGCCUCACUCUGACAUUUGGGCGAUUGAUCCCUCUGGCUGUGAUCGCAUGGAUGCAGAAUGAGACCUGCAGCACGGAGUAGAUCUCAGGGAGCAAUGCAGCUCCGAUAAUCACCAUAUCAACUCGGCGAAUCCAAAUAAACUACACUCGCGGUGGAGACCUUGAGGAAGAUCAAAUUAGAUCAGUAAGAUCUUUCAAAUAGAAGGAGCCAGAGGAGGAAGCAACAUGGCGCAACAAGGGGGCGUCUCCGGAGUGAAAGUGCUAAUCAUGGCCCUCGCACUUGGAUUCUCUGUGUACAUUUUGGGGCCUCCUUUGUACUGGCACUUCGUUGGCGAUGCGGCUGGGAAGCACCUCACGUCUUGCCCGCUAUGUAUUUGUGAUUGUCCAGCUGACGGCCUUAACAACAAUGCGCUGGCAGACCUGACGAACGUCACUCUGCCAGGUGUGUCUCUCAACUCCCUACACAGUACGAAAGCAGACUGUGCCAGAGAUGACCCGGACAUGCAAGAUGAAAUUGGAAAAAGCAGAUACCAGCUUUUACAGGAAGAAUUGAAGCUUCAGGAGAUUGUUGCUGAGGAAGCCCAACAACGAUCAGAGGCAGCUUUUCUUGAGGCCAAAAAGGUUGCAUCGCAGUAUCAAAAGGAGUUUGAGAAAUGCAAUCAGGGAAUGGAGACGAGUGAAGGUGCUCGAGAGAAAGCGGAAGCUGCUUUGACUCUUGAGAAGAAAAGAUCGGAAAUUUGGGAAAGUCGGGCUAGAUCACUAGGUUGGAAAGAUGAUAAUGAAGGCACAACUAACACAGAGAAUACUCAGAAUCAGGAGAAUCAGGAGAAUCAGGAGAACCACGAGAACUCGGAGAAUACUGAUAACAACGAGACUGCGGAUACAACUGACCAUACCGAACAUAUUGAGAACACAGAACACACAGAGAGCAACGAGACUACGGAUGGUGGAGGUUCCGUUGACGUUAGGCCUGACGCAAAGAAGCUGAAAGCAGAUUUUACAGAGGAUACGUCCAGUAGAAGUACUGCGCUACUCAACAAAAGCAGAAGGGAUCUCUCUUCCAAACAAAGCUCGUCAUAGUUCAAACUUAAGCGCAGAUUUGCUUUACUGAGGAGCUUGCUGCCCUAUGAACCGGAAGCCUUGUGUGAAACAUUUCACCAAGCUUAAAGCUCGGGCAAGUUUAAGCAAAGGUUUUGGUUGUGGUUCGGUUCUGGAUAGGUAUAUUCUUAUUCUUUUGAGGACAGCUGGGGGAAUGGAUGUCAUAGGUUUCGCAGCUCAAUUUGUGUUCAUAAAAGUCUCGGUGACUUCCUUCUACUCCAGAGACUCUACUCAGUUGUAUGAUCUUCAGUUUUACACAUCGGUUGGUGAAUUCCAGGUUUGGAGAAAUUUUAAGUCUCUGCACCUACAAUUCACCUCAUUCGAGUUUAGACAUCAUUAUCUUCAUAUAGCACUCAUUUUAAAUGAGUACGGGUCACUAGUUCAUCUGGAAGAUGGCCAGCUGUGUACCUCUGGAAAGCUCGAUGAGCAAGAAAUUCUUUAUAUAAGGUAUAACUGUACGGCCUUCAAUCCAGGUUGAACAGAGCUUUGGUCGAUUGUUCCACUGAAGUCGUUUCGGGCCCGUAAGACAGUUGUCUGAGCUUGUGUAAGUUUAAUUACCCUCCAAUGAAAAUGCGUCG